GCAUAACUUAUGCAAAUGAGGAAUCCUCGUGUUCUGAUUGGCCGAGCGCGCCAAAGUUGCCCGUCUUGCAUUGGGUACUGUCGUCUUGGCCACGUCCCCGAGCCACGUCGCGCUUAGCUCGCCAUUUUCCCGUCUUCUGAAGCCAGAACCAGUCUCUAUUCUGGUGUCCCGGUGUCAUUCACCGCUGUCAGCGCAUAUAUUUAACCGUCACCGGACAGCUGAGCUCUCUGUAGAGUCUUAAAUCGGUUUACCUCUGCUGGAGCUGCCGCAAACAUGAACAUUUUCAGGCUAACCGGCGAUCUCUCCCACCUAGCAGCCAUCAUCAUCCUGCUGCUGAAAAUCUGGAAAACCAGGUCCUGUGCCGGUAUUUCCGGCAAGAGUCAGGUCCUGUUUGCCUUAGUGUUCACCACCCGCUACCUGGACCUGCUCACCUCGUUCAUCUCCCUCUACAACACCACCAUGAAGAUCAUCUACAUUGGCUGUGCGUACGCCACCGUGUACCUGAUCUACCUGAAAUUCAAGGCCACCUAUGACGGGAACCACGACACAUUCAGAGUGGAGUUCCUGGUCGUGCCGGUCGGUGGGCUGGCUUUCCUGGUCAACCACGACUUCUCCCCCCUGGAGAUUCUGUGGACGUUCUCCAUCUACUUGGAAUCGGUGGCCAUCCUGCCUCAGCUUUUCAUGAUCAGCAAGACGGGUGAGGCUGAGACCAUCACCACCCACUACCUGUUCUUCCUGGGACUCUACAGAGCCCUCUACCUCAUCAACUGGAUAUGGAGGUUCUACUUUGAGGGAUUCUUCGACAUGAUCGCCAUCGUCGCUGGGGUGGUGCAGACCAUCCUCUACUGCGACUUCUUCUAUUUGUAUGUAACAAAAGUACUCAAAGGAAAGAAGCUGAGUCUGCCAGCCUAAGUGCCAAAGAGGAAUGUUUUGGCAGACUCAUGGAGGGGAAUCGGAGUGGCAGCGGACACCUCUGACAACCCCAAAACCCAACAACCCAACCACCCACCCCUCCACCACCACCACCCCCUGCGCCCUCCUCUUCCCCUCCCGCCGGUGUAAGAUGCCUGAGACAGAGAGCGAGUGGGAGCUGCUGGCUGCACUUUUUUCUGAUCCAGAAUCAGUGGAAUCAGAACACCUGCAGAGGCUGGUCCAUGGCCUUCGGAUUUCUGUUUGACGCAUCUUGCCUUAACUUUUUUUUAUUACUCUGUAUAAAGGAAGAAAAAAAAAGUGAGAAAAGUUUUCUACAGAAAAAAAAUGUGUACUCUGAAGAUUCAACACAUUGGUGAAUGAGAGCUGAAGAUGUAAAAUUGCCUCUGAUUUGGCAUUGUAUGAUAUUGAAGCGGACUUCUUGUGGUGGGAUAUUUUGACUCAAGCGUUUGUAAUAGUAUUUGCAAUCGAAAUAAAUGUGCUUUGUUUUUCCUGAAUCAAUCUGGGGAGGAAUUUGUUGAAUCCUCAAAACUUUGGUGGUCAAGUUUUUCAUGUUUGCUCUUCUUUUUCUGACCACUGUGUGUUCCCAGGUAUGAACACUAUCUAUUUUAGGUUCCCAGCCCUUGGUAGUAUGAAGUAAUCUAAAUACAAUAUAGAUAACAGUAACUUAACAUUCUCUUUAAUAAAACAGCUGUUUACAUGCCUUCAGAAUUGAUCAGCAUGAGUUGCUCCUGUGUUGUUUUGCUCCACAUUGACCAGAAUGAUCAAUAGAAACGGCACAUACUGAGUGCAAACAGAUGAAAGGAUGCCAAUGAACUCUCAUGACUGUAAAUGGCUUUUAUCAUCUGCUUCAUUACCCACUGAAGACAGUAUAUCACCUGUAAGUAUGUAUCAUUGUCCAGCCCAUUCAUUUCAGACGGCUCCUCUUUAAAUGUUUGCGAUGAAUGAAUUCACGUAAUGUGCUGUAUGUGAGUCCUCACAACAGAUAUGGAAGUCUUCUUUUUUUUUUUUCCUUUAGGUGCCAAUGUAUUUAUUUUUGAUUCUCUUCCUGGUUUCCAGUGAACAGAGUCCGUAGGAUUGUCCGCCUGUUGUUUGUACGUUUUAACAGCAGGAUCAGAGAUGAGCACAAUCCUGCGAACUCUGUCCUAAAUAUCGAGACAUAUCUGCUUCUUUUUGAGUUUUCCUGCAGAUCAUUCCAAGUUUCUUUUUCGUUUCUACCCAGAGCUUUUGCAUGAUGUUGCCACCGCCAAAUAAAGACUAUAUGGGAAA
Messenger RNA from Larimichthys crocea (large yellow croaker), 2199 nucleotides. It is a transcript of the gene kdelr2b, whose product is annotated as KDEL endoplasmic reticulum protein retention receptor 2b. Gene Ontology annotation, cellular component: membrane. The record is from RefSeq and is a predicted model, not a curated record. The coding region runs from base 274 to 912 and encodes 212 amino acids. The transcript has 5 exons. Gene Ontology annotation, biological process: protein retention in ER lumen. Lineage: Eukaryota; Metazoa; Chordata; Actinopteri; Sciaenidae. Gene Ontology annotation, molecular function: ER lumen protein retrieval receptor activity.